This is a messenger RNA of Drosophila guanche, 1078 nucleotides long. RefSeq lists its product as uncharacterized. The transcript is spliced from 2 exons. The record is from RefSeq and is a predicted model, not a curated record. Bases 306 to 731 code for a protein of 141 amino acids. Lineage: Eukaryota; Metazoa; Arthropoda; Insecta; Diptera; Drosophilidae.
UUGUGACAAAAAUUCAGAACAGUUCAAGCGCACGCUCAGCAGCGUUCAGAUCGCAUCGCACAACACAACGAGAAUACGAGUAAAAGAAACACACGAAAACAUAUAACAAAUCAAGGUGCUAAGCGGCAACUGAUAACAAAAAGCAAUAAAGACAUCAUCAUCAGAUCAAUCUAUAAUCUGCCAAGGAAUUUGUGUACUCUUCGCGUGUGAAAACCGAAUUGAAAUUGAACAAAACAAGUGCGAAGUGAUCGAGAAGCAGAGCCUGAAAAAUCAUCAUUAACAUUAGAGUUAAACGGAACCUUAAGAUGUUUGCAUACACUUGGCAAGCUUCAGCUGUGAUCCUGCUCGCGGCAAUGGCUCUGUGCACCGCCCGGCCGCAGCUGCAGGAGGUGCCACACGCGCUGCUGGACAUCGAGACACCCAAUCAGUUCAGCUACAGUCCCUCGCCGCUUCAGCAGCCAGACAGCCUGCGCUCCAAGCCAUACUUUGACUUCCUGAGCACACUGUAUGCCCACGACACGGCCAAGUCGAAUCUGUUCCGCCCAUAUUCGGGACGUCCACGUCGCGAUGCACCCAGCCAGAGCCACAGGCAGGAGCGCCAGCGUCGUGCAAUCGUUUUCCGGCCACUGUUCGUGUAUAAGCAGCAGGAGAUCCGGAAACAGGAGAUCAAGGACAGGCAGGCAGAGCGACGCAUUGACCAGCAGGCACACCGCACCGUCCGUCUGUGGUAGGCAAACCAUUGGGCUAGCCAGCAAGCCACCAACCAAGGAUAUGCCAUGUCCAUUGGUCUACUACAGGGUCCUCUAGCACUUAGCCUCUAUUGUGUCCUUAGCGUUAAACAAAGUCCAGCACAAAGCACACAGCACACAGCACUGCAGCACGAUGAGCGGAGGAGCAAUCAUCCAUAUAUAUAGAGUACUUAUAGUAAACACCAUUCGCACCACCACCACCACACCACACCUAUACCACCACCAACACACCCACCAUCCUCGUAGAUUAAGACCCGAUACAAUUGUUAUGCAUUUUUGUUACUGCAAUGUUUUAUGAUUAAAGCUAACAAAACUGAUUUUGAUACGAA